CAAAGUACACAGUCAUCUUUAUGUACACCAUUUACAUACAAACUUAGUCACAACCUUCAUAUAUUCUUAUUUGUAGAUCAACAAUGGAUCCCCGUCAUAGUGCCCAGGAUGUGCACCGAUGUGACCUUUGUGAGACCGCCAUAGUACAUAGCUACUGUGACUUUUGUCAUGUCAACCUAUGCAUACCUUGUAUAGGCAAACACAUCUCAGAUGGAUAUGACAAACAUAAAAUUGUCCCUUUUCAAGAACGAAGAUCAACCCUCAUUUAUCCAAAAUGUGAAACACAUCAACAUAAAAAUUGUGAAUUUCAAUGCAAAGAUUGCAACAUCUUUGUUUGUUCUUCUUGUACUGCAUCUGAGCAACACAGAGGACACAUUUUCGAAUAUGUUUCAAAUGUUUACAAGACAAAGAAAGAAAAUAUUGAAAAAGAUGCAGAAGAGUUAGUAAACCUUAUUUCUCCUACAUAUGAAGAAAUUGCACGCGACUUGGAAAAUCAGCUUGCCAACCUGGAUGGAGGAUAUGAGAAACUUACAACAACAAUGUCCAAACAAGGAGAGCAAUGGCACAGAGAAAUCGACAUCGUUAUCAACAAAAUAAAAACUGAAAUCAGCGAGAUAAAAGUGAAACACAGAGACAUUCUACAGAAACAUUUGGAUGAAAUUAAACAGAUACAGUCUCUCAUAAAGCAAACACUUCUCGCCAUAAAGGAAAUCAAGAAAUCCUCUGAAGUAUCUCCAACCAUUGAAUACAGCUCUAGGAUUAGAGAGUUCAGCAAGAUUCCGCCCAAGGUUCAGGUAUCACUGCCAACAUUCAUGCAAAAAUCAAUAAACCGUGAGAAGCUGUAUAGUUUGUUUGGACAGAUCACCCAAUUAUCUACUGCUACAGAAGAAAAUGUCUUGUCAUUGAACCAACCCAAAACUUCAGUCAGAAUACUACUGGAUGAACCUGAACUUGUUACCACAAUACAGACUGGGUAUGAAAAACUACGCAAUGUGACCUGUCUGAAUGAUGGUAGCAUAUGGACGAGUGGAGAGACCAAAGAUAUCAAAUGCUUCAACACUAAAGGUUCACUCCUUCAGACAAUCCAGAAAAAAUCAGGUAAAUUCCCAUAUGAUAUAGCUGUAGAUAGUGAUGGUGAUUUACUAUAUAUCAGUCCAAUAGCAAAGACAGUGUAUGAAGUAGAGAAUGGAGAGGCAGAAGAGUUGAUCAGAUUACACGGAUGGACGCCUCGUCAGCUGUGUGUCACAUCUACUGGUGAUCUCCUGGUUACCAUGUUUAGUGAUGAUAAAACUAAAUCCAAAGUUGUCCGUUACUCGAGAUCUACAAAGAAACAAAGAAUUCAAUUUGAUGAUGAAGGUAAACCUCUGUACUCAGGUAAUGAUAAACUUAAAUACAUCACAGAGAACAGAAACCAUGACAUCUGUGUAGCUGACUGUGGGGCUUGUGCAGUAGUGGUGGUUAAUCAGGACGGGAAACUCAGAUGGAGAUACACCGGUCAUUCCUCAGCUACCAAGAACAGACCAUUUAAACCCUGGGGUAUCACAGCAGACAGCCAGAGUCAUAUCCUGACAACAGACGGUAACAACCAUUGUAUUCACAUUCUGGAUCAGAAUGGACAGUGUCUCCGUAACAUUGAUAACUGUGAUCUGAAGCAUCCUUGGGGUUUAUGUGUGGACAAUAAUGACAAUCUGUUUGUGUGUGAGUAUUUCAGAGGCAAUGUAAAAAAAAUCAAAUUUUUGAAAUAGAUACUGUUAUUUGUGACAAUGAUUGAUUACAACAAACAUGAUUGCUAUAUUCUAAUUUUUUUAUUGAAUUAUUCAAUGAAUUACAAUACGAAUUUCAUCAUACUUACAUGUAAUUAGUUUCAUUCAUGUUUUUAUCAAUAAAAUGUGGUUGUAAAUAG
Magallana angulata is the source of this 1903-nucleotide messenger RNA. RefSeq lists its product as uncharacterized. NCBI's taxonomy places the organism in Eukaryota, Metazoa, Mollusca, Bivalvia, Ostreida, Ostreidae. Gene Ontology annotation, molecular function: protein binding; ubiquitin protein ligase activity; zinc ion binding. The record is from RefSeq and is a predicted model, not a curated record. Bases 84 to 1745 code for a protein of 553 amino acids. The transcript has a single exon. Gene Ontology annotation, biological process: proteasome-mediated ubiquitin-dependent protein catabolic process; protein polyubiquitination.